Messenger RNA from Amblyraja radiata (thorny skate), 2544 nucleotides. It is a transcript of the gene otud3, whose product is annotated as OTU deubiquitinase 3. The record is from RefSeq and is a predicted model, not a curated record. Gene Ontology annotation, molecular function: cysteine-type deubiquitinase activity. Gene Ontology annotation, biological process: protein K48-linked deubiquitination; protein stabilization; protein K11-linked deubiquitination. The transcript has 9 exons. Lineage: Eukaryota; Metazoa; Chordata; Chondrichthyes; Rajiformes; Rajidae. Bases 308 to 1495 code for a protein of 395 amino acids.
GGUGGGAGUUCAGGCCUGGGAGCUGUGCGUCUCGCCGCCUGCCUGUCUGUCCAUGGAGGGAGGUAGAGAGGGCGGGAUGGAUCCGCUGCCAGAUCCGUGCUCUGUCGCAUCCUAGACGGGAGCCGGCCGACUCCAGGCCGGUCUUGAAUUCCCUCCAUUUGGCGGUGGAAAGAGCGAGGGUCGUGACUCCAGGCGCCUGUUUUCGCCCCCCUCCGCCCUCUACCCCCUCCUCAGGUUGGGUGGGUUGCCAUGGUGACCCUCGGCCCUCGGACUCUCUAAUCCCUGGUUCAAGGUGGGGCUGAGAACCAUGUCCAAGAAGCAGGUGGUGAAGACCAGGACCAACAAGAAACUGGAGUUGGAGCGGAAGAGGGACGAGAAGGCAGCGAGGCGAGCCCUGGCCAAGGAGAGGAAGAACAGGAGCCAGGGUGGGGCAGAGGAUGAAGAGUUUGUCAGCUUUGCCAACCAGCUGUUAGCCAUGGGGCUCAAACUCCGAGAGGUGCCUGGAGAUGGGAAUUGUUUGUUUCGUGCUCUUGGUGAUCAGCUAGAAGGUAAUUCUCGGAACCAUCUUAAACACCGGAGAGAAACGGUAGACUUCAUGAUAAAACAUCGGCAAGAUUUUGAACCAUUUGUAGAAGACGAUGUCCCUUUUGAUCGAUAUGUUACAAAUUUGGAAAAGCCAGGCACGUUUGUUGGCAAUGAUGUGAUAGUAGCCUUUGCAAGGAACAAUCAAGUGAAUAUAGUGAUCCACCAGCUUAACGCCCCACUUUGGCAGGUUUUUGGAACCAGGAAGAGUAAUGCUGCUGAGCUGCAUAUUGCCUACAGAUAUGGGGAACACUAUGACAGUGUGCGGAAGGUCAAUGAUAAUUCAGAAGCAUCUGCAAACCUGAAGACUGAGAUGCUCAUUAAAGAUGAUUCAAAGAAGAAAGAUCGGAAUAAGAUGUGUCAUUAUCAAGUGGAAGAUAUACGGGAUUUUGAAAGUGAAAUGGCAGAAAUAGAUAUGGACGAUGCAGUUCAAAAAGUGCGCAAUGCGACAGGUUGCAUGGACACUGAUGUAAUUGUUCAGAAUCUAGAGUUUGAAAACUAUAACAUUGAGACUGCAAUAGUUGCUACCUUGCAGAUAGGUGACCUGAAGAAUAGCAAUAGUAUUGAGGACUCCAACAAAAACUGCUCCAAUUGCAGCCCUCCACACAUGUCUUCUCUUUGGAUAGAGAACGGAAGUGGAAACAGGAUUUUUGGAAACCAGGGUUUAAACCCCGAAGAAAUUGAAAAUAAUAGGACCUUCAGCCAAAAGGAAGAGAACAAGAGGAACAAAAACAAGGUUACAAGUAAACAACGCAAAGAGCAAAUAAGGAUAGAAAAGAAGAAACGUCAGGAAGAGAGGCAUCGACAGAAGGUUCUGGACAGCAGGAGCAAUAAUUUAGAAGAGCUAACAACUGAUGGGAACUUGCAGCCACCAGUUACUUUAGUCAAAACAUUUGCUACUUUAAACAUUUGACCCGAGGACCUUCCGCAACUAGAGAUGACCUAAGAUCGUAAAAGGGUUACAGAGAAUUCUCGUACGUGGGGGAAGAACGAGGGAAUUUUGGAUAUUUUUUUCCCGAUGCUGCUCUUUAGAUUAACAAUGUUGGACUGCACACUUUGAAGAAUUUGAUUUUUUUUCUUUGUAAACGAGUGUAAGCAAACUGGAAGAAAAUCUGUGAAAGGUGAAAACACAGUUGGUUAUUUACACUAUAAAUGCAAUAAAGACUUACGAAUGGUAAGGUGAGAAUUAUAAUAGGCAAUUUGAAAUGUUUGGGUUUUUUUAGAAAGCCCUUUAAGAACUGUGUAAGUAAGUGAUCUGGAGGGCUGACCAUCACAUUUUAAGUAUACCCUCCUUACAUCUACAGUGAUCAAGAUCAAAGUUGAGCCCGUUUUACAGCAUAUUUUUUACCAUUCUUCCAAAAGAGGCUAUCGCUGAGUGGGUAUGCACAGGAAUAUUUCAGAAUGAAGCAUUAGUCUAACACUCACUCAUUUGCUGACAUCAUUUAGGAGGGUCUUGAAUUGAAUUGCAAAAGUAACUUCUUUUUUUUUUUAAUCACUUUUCAGGACUUUCUUUUAAAUUUUUUUUUUUUAGUUAAGGCUGCAAUGUCAAUGCUGUGAACCACCAAAUACAAAGGAUACUUUCCCACUGUUCCAAGAAGGCAAAUAGGCUUGGCAGCUGUCUUAAACCCUAUGUAAUUCAUGGAGGAACUGCAGCUUCAAACAGCACAAGAAAUCCCCGCAACUUAUUUAUCAAAGCCUUUUUAUUUCAGCAUUCCUGGAGAUAAUUUAAGUUGAAAGAAAACUUAUCUUCUUGAAAUUCUACCUCCCAGUUUUUUUGUUUUUUUUAAAUGGUAGUAAAGUACAACCUGAUCCUGAAAAUCAUUGGGAAAUGCCAAAUGUCUGAAACAGUAACUUCCAUGGACAGCAGUGUUAAAGUGCUGGCUAUUGUAUGAUUAUGAUUGUUUCUGCUCUAUUUCUGUUCUGUAUAUACAAUGAUAAUAAAGCAACACAUUAAGAGGCUAA